This is a messenger RNA of Euleptes europaea (tarantolino), 1260 nucleotides long. It is a transcript of the gene HTR1A, whose product is annotated as 5-hydroxytryptamine receptor 1A. The coding region runs from base 1 to 1260 and encodes 419 amino acids. Gene Ontology annotation, biological process: regulation of hormone secretion; regulation of vasoconstriction; regulation of behavior. Gene Ontology annotation, cellular component: plasma membrane. Gene Ontology annotation, molecular function: G protein-coupled serotonin receptor activity. Lineage: Eukaryota; Metazoa; Chordata; Lepidosauria; Squamata; Sphaerodactylidae. The record is from RefSeq and is a predicted model, not a curated record. The transcript has a single exon.
AUGGAGGCGGCCAACAGCACGACGCCGGCCGCCGGCAACGCCAGCCAGCCGUCGCCGGCCAGCCUGGGCUACCAGCUGGGCACGUCGGUGGUGCUGGGCGCGCUGAUCCUGUUCGCCGUGCUGGGCAACGCCUGCGUGAUCGCGGCCAUCGCCCUGGAGCGCUCCCUGCAGACGGUGGCCAACUACCUGAUCGGCUCGCUGGCCGUCACCGACCUGAUGGUGUCGGUGCUGGUGCUGCCCAUGGCCGCCCUCUACCAGGUGCUGGGCAAGUGGACGCUGGGCCAGGUGACCUGCGACAUCUUCAUCUCCCUCGACGUGCUGUGCUGCACCUCGUCCAUCCUGCACCUGUGCGCCAUCGCCCUGGACCGCUACUGGGCCAUCACCGACCCCAUCGACUACGUCAACAAGCGGACUCCCCGGCGGGCCGCCGCCCUCAUCAGCCUCACCUGGCUGGUGGGCUUCCUGGUCUCCAUCCCGCCCAUGCUGGGCUGGCGCACCCCCGAGGACCGCUCCGACCCCAACGCCUGCACCAUCAGCAAGGACCCCGGCUACACCAUCUACUCCACCUUCGGCGCCUUCUACAUCCCGCUGCUCCUCAUGCUGGUCCUCUACGGGCGCAUCUUCAAGGCGGCCCGCUUCCGCAUCCGCAAGACGGUCAAGAAAGCCGACAAGAAGCAGCCCGCGGCGCGCCCCGAGGCCGACACCUGCCUCUCCCUCUCGCCCGCCGGCCCGGGGCCCCAGCGGAGCAACGGGGGCCUCCCGCCGCCCCCGCCGCCGGCCAAGAGCUGGAAGAGCGCCGUGGAGCCCAAGGCCGGCGCCUGCCUCAACGGGGCCGUCCCGGUGGCCCCCUCCGCCCUGGAGAUCCUCGAGGUGAGCCCCUCCAACUGCGCCAAGGGCCACCUGCCCCUGCCCAACCACCCCGCCGCCGCCGCCGCCGCCACGCCGGGCCCCGAGAGGAAGAACGAGCAGCCCACGACGGCCGAGGCCAAGCGCAAGAUGGCCUUGGCGCGGGAGAGGAAGACGGUCAAGACGCUGGGCAUCAUCAUGGGUACCUUCAUCCUCUGCUGGCUGCCCUUCUUCAUCGUGGCGCUGGUGCUGCCCCUCUGCCCCGGCUGCUACAUGCCCGAGGAGCUGGGCGCCGUCAUCAACUGGCUGGGCUACUCCAACUCCCUGCUCAACCCCGUCAUCUAUGCCUACUUCAACAAAGAUUUCCAAAGUGCUUUUAAGAAGAUCAUCAAGUGCAAGUUUUGCAGGCAGUGA